CUAAAUUUGAAAAAAUGAACGACCCAAUUUAAACCUCUUUAUUUUUAAAAACUUUCUGGAACUUUAAUUUCUCUACAAAUAGAAUUAAUUAACUAAAGCAUCAACAAUAAUAUUUUCUUUAGGACUUAGAAUUGUAUAGGAGUAAAAAAUGCAACUCUUGCUCUAUGAUAAUUUGUUGUGUUGGUUUUGGUAUAUAGUUCCUUGUUUGGGAUUGCAAUACUUAUUAUUGAAAAUCUUAUGGCAUAAUACUGAAAAAACUCCGGUGAAGAUUCCGGCAGGCAACCGGGGAAUACCGGUCAUCGGAGAAACCAUCCAGUUCAUGGCUGCUAUCAAUAGCAACAAAGGUUUCUAUGAUUUCAUCAAAAUUCGAAGACUCAAGUACGGAAAUUGUUUCAAAACGAAUAUAUUUGGGCAGACACAUGUAUUUAUUUCAAGCACGGAAGCAGCAAAGAAAAUAUUAAGUAACGAGGGAGAAAAUUUCACCAAGAGAUAUAUAAAGUCAAUCGCGAAGCUUGUGGGAGACCAAAGUUUGCUUUGUGCUUCACAUCACCAGCAUAAACUUAUUCGAAGCCAUCUUAGUACUUUGUUCACAACAUCAUCUCUUUCAACAAUGGUUAGACAAUUUGAUGAAUUGACUGUUAGUAACCUUAGCACCUGGCAUCAUAAAUCCAGCAUUAUAAUACUUCACGAAGCUCUAAAGAUAACCCUCGAAGCAAUAUGCAAAAUGUUAAUGAGUUUGGCAGAAAAAAAGGAACUAGAGAUGUUACAUAAGGAUGUUGGGUUAAUUUAUGAAGCAAUGCUAUCAUUUCCAUUAAGACUACCAUGGACUAGAUUCUACAAGGGCCUACAGGCCAGAAAAAGAAUUAUGAAGUUGCUGGACAAAAUUAUAGAGGCAAGAAGAAAGUCCAAAGAAAAGUAUGAUGAUUUUCUUGAUCAUCUUUUGAUUAGUGAUGAUCAAACCACACAAUUAACAGAUGAACAAAUUAAAGAUAAUAUAUUAACCAUGAUUAUUGCAGGUCAAGACACCACGGCUACUGCAAUUACAUGGAUGAUCAAGUAUUUGGAUGAAAAUCCUAAGGCCCUUAACAAACUCAGGGCUGAACAACAAGCUCUUCAACACAAGAUUUCUUGUAAAUCAUACCUCACAUUUGAAGACCUCAAUUAUAUGACGUAUGCAUCUAAGGUUAUAAAGGAAUCACUUCGAAUGGCUUCAAUAGUGCCAUGGUUUCCAAGAAUGGCACUUCAAGAUUGUGAAAUUGAAGGAUUUACGAUCAAGAAAGGUUGGAUCAUCAACGUGGAUGCUAAAUCAAUACAUUUUGAUCCAAUGAUUUCCCAUGAUCCUGACAAAUUCAUUCCCUCAAGAUUUGAUGAAGAUUCAAAACCAUAUAGUUUCUUAGCAUUUGGAAUGGGAGGAAGAACUUGCCUUGGACUGCAUUUGGCUAGAGCCAUGAUGCUUGUUUUUGUCUAUCGUUUGACCACUUCCUACAGGUGGAAAGUACUAGAUUCAGAUGAAAGCAUCGAAAAAUGGACACUUUUCUCGAGAUUAAAAAGUGGUUGUCCUAUAAGUGUGAAGUGUAUAGAGGAGGAUAGGGAGUUUCCUAAUGCAUCAAAAUCAUGAAGCCAAAUUUUCACAUUGCAAUCAUUGUUGUUUAUUAGAGGAAUUACUUUACUUUUGUGUUUCUCAUGAGGUUUAGGAUUAACCUCUGUUGAUCUAACACACUUCCUAAGAAAACUUUGAUUAAAUGUGUAUUCAACUAAAAAUACCUCCUAAGAAAACUUUGAUUAAAUAUGUAUUCUACUAAAAAUAAACUUUUUAAUGGUGCGUUAGAAUUCUA
Molecule: messenger RNA, 1835 nt
Organism: Capsicum annuum
Lineage: Eukaryota; Viridiplantae; Streptophyta; Magnoliopsida; Solanales; Solanaceae
Product: abscisic acid 8'-hydroxylase 4
Exons: 10
Coding region: 149-1618 (489 amino acids)
Biological process (GO): sterol metabolic process; multicellular organism development; brassinosteroid biosynthetic process
Molecular function (GO): heme binding; monooxygenase activity; oxidoreductase activity, acting on paired donors, with incorporation or reduction of molecular oxygen
Source: RefSeq, a predicted model, not a curated record